UAAUGAUUGAUUUCGUCUUUUGUCUGUCCUAUCUGUGAACCAAUGUGCCGAUUACAGUUUGAUAACGUAAAGUAACAGUUUGAUAAGUGUACUGUUUACAUGUUAAACAUAGAAAAAGGUUUACCUCCCUGCUAAGGAAACAAAUACCGACCGACAUGUUGUCCGGCACGUUCCUUGAGUAAAUACUUAUAGUAAGACUAUGUGGCUUUGACAGCCUGAAACUUCGUGUGCAGACACAUAGUGCCGUGUGUUUAUGUCAAUGGUUGACUAGGUUCCGAAGGUCAGUUGUACAAAGUUCUGUCUUAGGCUAUCGCCACGCCCCCAGUGAAGUCUUAAGAGACGGAAAAGACUACUAAUCGUUACGAUGAGGCGCAGUGUGAAACUCGUGGCCUUCAACGAGCCGCUGGAGAUGGUGGAGGAACCCAUGCCAGACCCACCUGCAGGAGGAGCAGUGGUGAAGGUGGUGUAUGCUGGGAUGUGCCACACAGACGUCCACGUGUGGCAGGAUGGGUUCUAUUUGGGAGAGGGGAAACACUUCCGAUACAGCGAAAGGCCGGGAUUCACCCUGCCCAUCAUCAUGGGCCAUGAGACCUCGGGGACGGUGUACUCGUUUGGCGGUGAUGCUGACCCAGGCGAUGUGAAGGUUGGGGAUAACGUGGUGGUGUACCCGUGGGUGGGCUGUGAGAACUGCCAGGCCUGCGCCACUGGGAACGCCAACUACUGCAAAGGUCCGCUCAAGUACAUCGGACCGGUGGUGGAUGGAGGAUAUUCUGAGUACGUCAGCGUCCCACACCCCCGGUACCUGGUGAAAGUACCAGAGGGUCUGUCCAUGGACGUGGCUGCCGUGCUGGCCUGUGGCGGACUGACUGCCUACAACGGUGUUACCACAGUCCAACCCACAGUGGAAAAGCUAUCAAAAUUCAGGGAGCGCUGCACACUCCUGAUCGUGGGACCUGGCGGGCUCGGCCUCUGGGCGGUCAAACUGGCCAAGCACGUCCUGCCGCAGGGCACCAGGGUCGUCUGCGCAGACGUGGACGCAGCCAAACUGAAGAUUGCUAAAGACAAUGGUUGCGAUGACAUCAUACUUUGGGACAGAGAAGCUGAUGUUGCCACGACUGUUGCUGCUACCCGCGCGGUGUGUACAGAUGGAGUGGACGCUGCCAUCGACUUUGUCAACUCCUCCAAAACAUUUGCCAACAUACAGGGUUGUCUGGAAAAGUGUGGUAUUCACGCUGUGGUUGGCCUGUUUGGUGGUGGAGGCACCAUCCCGCUCCCAACCUUCGCCCUGCAGCAGAAACAAGUGGUGGGUGUGCAUGUGGGCGGGCUGCACCAGUUCAGGGAGCUUCUGGACCUGGUGGCGCACAAGCAGAUCCCUGCCCCUCCCCUGGAGCACCACCCCCUGGAGCACACAUGGGACGUGCUGCAGGCACUACAAGCUGGGAAGGUGGAAGGCCGCGCAGUCUUCCAUAUGAACAAAACUUAAGCACCGGUCCAAGGAACUCCAAUCUGGUGCCAGUAAUGUCGUCUUCACGCGUACCAUGUGUAACAGUAAGUCUUUGUAAGUCUUUGUAUUGAUAGUGCCUGCGUGUGAUGGGCCGAAGUACAAUUGCUUUGAAUUAAGCUUCUUAAGGAAACAUGAUAAAUGUAUUGUGACAUGUCCUACCGUACAAUUAUCAUAAUGAUAAUUAAUUCAAAAUGAGCAGACUUGCAGGAUCUCCUCCUGGGUAUCAUGGAUUGUUCUGAUAUAAGAAUUGACAGUUCCAUUGGUAAUUACAUGAAAUCUUACAGGGAGACCCAGCUACAUGUACUAUAAAUACAUGUAAAUAAUUGCAUGAGUGGUGUAACAUUUUGAAAUAUACUUUGUUAGAUCAUCGACUUGUAUCUUAUUGUCUCUUGAAAGAACGUUCAGAACUUAGACGGAAAGAAGAAUUUGUUACAACUUAAGGCUGAGUGGCUUUAUGUGUUUCCUUUAUAAAGACCAAUAAAACUGUUCUUACUGAAAUAAAGAAUGUCGUGGUGUAACUACACAAUAAGAGGAAAUAUUCUGGCCAAUCAAAUACUAUAGACUAUGUUUGAUUCAGUAUACUACAGCCAUGAUUUGUUAUUAAUCGACAUGUAUAAAUGUUAUAUUAUAGUAUUAAGCUCUUUAAUUUUAUUGUUUGAUGCUGAAUAGCUGCUUUACUUCACAUGACUACAAUGUUAAGGGUCUCCGAAGUUGAAUUCUGCCAGUGGUUUUAACAAAGCAAAUGAAUGGCAAUCCAGCAUUAAGGACAGGGCUAUUUAGAUGUUAAUGCCUUACCAAAACUGGCAUUCAGCACCAAGGACAGAGCUAUAGAGAUGGUACUGGGAUCCAGGAAAAGGUUUCAAUGUGACUAGUCUUCAGCACUAGAUAAAAUUAAUGUAUAUAUCUAAAAAUCUAGAUGUGGACAAUGAUCUACUUUUGAAAGGUGUUUUAACAUGUGGACAGUUCUACCCACUUGUGGAUGGCCUUCAUCACUUAGUACAGGCACAUCUACUGUUAGAUGGGCCAGAGAAAAAGUUGGACCUGUUGAUGGUGUUUAGCACCAUGACAUGUCUGCUGUCUGUUUUAUUAUUAGGAGCCUCAGACAUAAAUUGUAGGUCAUACUUAUCAGCAUCUACCAACUUCUAUCUUCCAGUCAGUAAUAACAACACCAUUCGACAGAAGCGACCAACUGUUCAAGAAAACAUUGUCCAGGUUUAUUUUGUAAUUGGAUGUUUCAUGGUGAACAUGUCUGUACAGAUGUACAGCCAGACAUCUUCACUAUUGCUCCAUCCCCACCCUAGAUUACUUCUUACCUCCAGUACCUAUUUAAGUUAAGACAUGGUGCGCACUACAUUUUAAAACAUGAUGCAUAGUCACUGAACCUUUGUUCUUUUUUCUUAUUGUACAAGUAACAAGGGUAGAGCAUUAUCUAGUUAUUUUUUACAUGAGUCUGUGUUCAUACAUCCUGUCUAUAGUACAUUGAAAUAAGUUUUAAGACUUGUAUGACUUUAAAAUGUUUUGUGGGUAUGGAAGAUAGUGCUCUACCCAAAUAAGAUUAAGCUAAGAAUACAGAGUUCUCAUCCAUCGUGGCAUGUCCACACAUCAGUUACCCUCCUAACUAUAGUACUUCUGUGUCCAUUACUAAUCUCUACAUAAUGCAUGCCCCCUAAUAACUUUCUUUCUACAUUCUGUACUUGAAUUACAUUUUCCCUUUCAGACAGUGGACAAGCCCAGAAAUGUGUGAUGCCAACAGACAGUUGACAAAAACUUGGAAGGUACCAUUAUACAGUAGAGGUUGGAAGAAAGAACUGCUUCUAAUUGUCUGCAGUUCAGAUAAUGAGUCGACUUGAAUAUAACUAGAAUAUAACUGAUAAUAGACUGAACUGCAAAACAUGCAUGAUACCCCACACUAUGGGUACUAUGGAGUAGCAUGAACACUGCAGUUCAAACAACUCUUCCCUUUGCUGCGAUAGAGUUGUUUCAUAUCUUACACUCAUAUAACAUCAAAGUUUCACCUGCAGAGGACUUUUCAGGACUUAGAGGCAAGAAAAGGGACUUUUUGAGCCUCAGGUUUUGUUUGUACAAUUUUGCAAAGAGGCCCGGGCAAUCUCAAUUUAACAGCUGCUGCACUUGACCUCUACAGACCCAUCUCCUGGUGAUGCUCUCAUGACGUCAUUACUUUAGGGUUCGAAGCUCAAACUACCACUUCAGUGCCCAUGUCGUAAAUCCAGUUGUGCCAUUGGCAUCAUUAGGCUUUUCAAAAAUAUAACCAGAAAACUAACAGUAUCACUGUGACAGUAUUGUGACCAAAGUAUGUAGACCACCAUGUUACAAAUUUUCAUUAGAAGGCAAUCAGAGACAAGUCAAACAGAAAUAACGUCAUGUUGAGAAGGGUCUAUAGGGCAUGUUUUCAGCUUCUCCAGCAAGGAGCAAACAUUUCUCCUUUGCUCUGCCAUGCAAUCAACAUCAAACUCUACUACACUUCAACUAAGUACUUGCCACCUCUAGUUCACUUACAUGUGAGUGUUGCAAGCAUAUUGGUGUCAAAAAUACAGCUGGUCAAUGAACUUUUGCACAAAGUUCAACAUCCAGCUCAUAAAUGUGACGAUGCUUCGGUUGGGACCACUCCAAACUAGAGACAACUGCACAAGAAGUCAGGGAAAAACUUUGGUCAAGCUAGUAACUGUUUUCAACAUAUCUUAAUAGAUAUACAGCAAUAUUCAGAAACUAUAGCAGCUGUAAUGAUAUCCAGACACAGGCAAGAGUGAAAAUAUAUCAAGAAUGAGAACAAUGUUCAAUAACAUUGAAGAAGGUUUAAGGACUUCUGACCUUAAGUGCAGAAAAUCCAUCACAUUAGUUCUCACACUUCAAAACUUAUUGCACAAAAUGUUGCUUCACCACAAAAUUGCUACAAAGUCAAAUAAAUAUAUCAGACACUCCAAGCACUCAAAAACAUAAAUGUAUAAUCAUGACUUUUCUUCAAUAAAUAAUGAUAAUAUAUUAUAGUUGUUAACUGAUUCUCUGUCAAAAUAAUGAAACAAUAAAUAGAUGUCCAAUAGCUGAUCUUAGUGAUGUCGAAUGACUUUAACAUCUUUCAAUAAGAGACAUCAUAUGUAGACAGUAUAUACACAACAUGUUAAUAACCUUUAAAACUGACAUAACUGUGCCUGGCACAGGUAUCAAAACUUAAGCUCAAAAUGAAUCACUCGAAGAUUCUUCCUAUAUCUCUAGAUUGUAAAACAGUCUUGCUUAAAAGAUUGCACCAAAAUUUAUAAAAUUGCAGUUAACGUCCCAUACAUGUCACUUCACAUGCAGAAGUCAAUCUAACUUAUAGGUUACAGAUGAAUGGGGGAGGGGGCAAGGUUGAGCUAAAUAUACACAGAGCAUCUUGGGUAGUAAUCAUGUAUAGUGAAGUUUAAACCCUGGUCCCAUGAUAUGACUUGUCUUCUAUCUUGGAAGUCUGUGUGCCUGGCUCGUUUGUCCCAUCAGUGAGGUAGGAAAUGACAAGAAUUUGGGGUACGCAUCUUUUUUCCCUCCAUUCACAGGAAUAAAUACAAGAAGAGAUUUCCUACUAUGCUACACUUACAUGGCUUGUACACAUGCCAGUCCUAGAGUCCACAGUUUUCAUGGCAGCACAUCAUGACUGCAAAGCCAGGCAGGGAGGGCAAGACUAGCUAUCGUCUGCACUAGGGGAGGAGCCAGCCAUCAUGUAUCAGAUGGCUAGCACAUUUACGUACAGCAUUUUUAGGAACAUGGGGAGGGAAGAUGAUGGAGCUUAGCAAGAUUCUUAAUUACUUUCUUACAUUCAGUACCAUCUGUGAUAUUGCAGAAAUGACACCAUCCUUACCAGCAAAUAAUUAUUUAGUCGAUUCCUGUGCUAUGCAAGGAAAACUGGCAACCACCUGUCUGGCCAGGCAUAACUAGUUGUUUGGUAAUGGAAGUUACUCCCCUCUAUUUCCUGGCCCAUAACAGCUUGCACUAUUUCAAUGUCUUGACUGAUGCUAGACCAGAGUAGCAUCAAUAGGCACUGGACCAGACUAGCACC
Branchiostoma floridae (Florida lancelet) is the source of this 5549-nucleotide messenger RNA. Its product is annotated as alcohol dehydrogenase-like. Gene Ontology annotation, biological process: alcohol metabolic process. The transcript is spliced from 9 exons. The record is from RefSeq and is a predicted model, not a curated record. NCBI's taxonomy places the organism in Eukaryota, Metazoa, Chordata, Leptocardii, Amphioxiformes, Branchiostomatidae. The coding region runs from base 365 to 1483 and encodes 372 amino acids. Gene Ontology annotation, molecular function: alcohol dehydrogenase (NADP+) activity; zinc ion binding.